AUGCCUGUGGAUGUGUAUGUCUCGCUGUGCGUGUUGGUGGGUGUGUCGGUGUGCGUCUGCGUGCUGCUGUCCGUGUUCCCCGGCCUGAUCGCGCCGGUCUCUGACAGCCCCUGUCCCGUCCGUCUGCAGCAUAAGCUGAAGUCUUCGCAGAGGGACAAGGUACGGCAGUUCAUGUCCUUCACACAGGCCGGGGAGAAGACCGCCGUGUACUGCCUCACGCAGAAUGACUGGAAACUAGAGGUGGCAACAGACAACUACUUUCAGAACCCAGAACAUUACUGCAAGGAGUCCAUGAAAACCUCGGAUGAGAAUAAGAUCGGCAUCGAUGGGAUCCAGCAGUUCUGCGAUGACCUCUCGCUGGAUCCGGCCAGCAUCACCGUGCUGGUGGUGGCCUGGAAGUUCCGCGCCGCCACUCAGUGCGAGUUCACCAAGAAGGAGUUUCUAGACGGAAUGACGGAGCUGGGGUGCGACAGCCCGGAAAAGUUAAAGGCCCUCUUGCCGAGAUUAGAGCAGGAGCUGAAAGAUAGCGGCAAGUUCAAAGACUUCUACCAGUUCACUUUUAACUUUGCCAAAAACCCUGGGCAGAAGGGUCUCGAUUUGGAGAUGGCUGUAGCCUACUGGAACCUUGUUCUAUCGGGACGAUUUAAGUUCCUCGAUCUUUGGAACAGAUUCCUUUUGGAACACCAUAAACGAUCCAUCCCCAAGGACACGUGGAACUUAUUAUUGGACUUCGGCAACAUGAUUGCAGACGACAUGUCAAACUACGACGAGGAAGGCGCGUGGCCGGUCCUUAUAGACGACUUUGUGGAGUUCGCUCGACCGAUCGUGACGGGAUCGAAACGCAAACCUCUCUAA
Menidia menidia (Atlantic silverside) is the source of this 855-nucleotide messenger RNA. The record is from the annotation of a GenBank genome assembly. Lineage: Eukaryota; Metazoa; Chordata; Actinopteri; Atheriniformes; Atherinopsidae.